AUGGCUGAAACGCAGGGUAGUUCUCCCAGCGCUCCAACUUCAGAACUUGUUACUGAGGAGGCUGUUGAAUAUGUGUUGGUUGGAGAAAGUGAAGAUGGAGAAAAGCUGGAACUUCCUACUAAUCCACCUGACAAAUCGUUGGGUUUCAGUACAUUAACCCAUGCCUUUCCUGGAGCGCAGGGUUUGAAAUUUAAAAAUCCAGUAACUAAGGCUAGUCGUGCAUUAUUGAUGGAUUCUUCGGGGACCAAAUUUCUUCCUCCUGCUGAUGGGUGGAAGGACAAAACAUUUAUUGUUAUUUAUCCACAACGAAGUUCAAGUGAUCAGAAUACGAAACGGAAGAAGAUGAUGGAUGAGUGUGAAAAGGAUAGCGAUUCGGAAGAUGUAUCGGGGGGACCUGGGGGUCAACUUACUGCCAAGCAAAAACGCAUCGAGGAUCCAAGUGAAAAGAACUGCACCGAUUUGAUUGUGCUUGGUAUACCUUAUACAACCUCGAGCGAAACAUGCAAAGCCUAUUUCGAACUUUUUGGUGAUGUCGUCAUGUUUGAUUUAAAGAAGGAUGCAAGCGGUAACUCGAAAGGUUUUGGUUUUGUUCGCAUGGCUGAUUAUAAUGCUCAGAUACGUGUUUUAGCGAAACAAACGCAUGAAAUAGAUGGUCGUAGGUGUCAAGUGAAAAUUCCGUUGUCGAAGGGUGAGUCUGCCCAAGCUACAGUUUCGCGAAUCUUUGUUGGUCGUUUGCCAGAAAAAUUCACUGUGGAAGAUUUGCGCAAUUUUUUCAACGAGGAAGCAGCCAAGAUUGAUCCAGAAGCUUGUGUUACUGAUGUUUUUAUCCCACGACCAUUUCGAUCUUUCGCAUUCGUUAACUUCUCGUCUUCGCUUGUCGCAAGGACAAUAAUCAAGCUUGGCGAUGUGGUCCUAGACGGUUGUUCUUUGGCUGUAAGCGCUGCCGCUCCAAGAGAGGCUCCAGAUUUCUCACCUCGUUCUCAAAAAUCAGUUUACGGUAUGGGAUCACAUGGAGGUCCGAAUUUUACGCAUAAAGCUGCAUCGCAGCGAUGCGAUGCUUACUCUUUAGACCGAUCUCAGGCAGGUUACUAUGAUGGUUAUAGCGGGAGUCACUGGGACUCUCCAAGGGGGGGUGGCUUUAGAAAUGCUGAAAAACGGUCUUAUUCACCUGCUUAUGGUGCCUCACGUUAUGGUGGUCUAUCUCGUCCUGGAACAAGUCAAGCACUGGCCUCUGGUUUAGAUGCUUUGAAUUUGAACAAGAUGAAUGUAAAGCCUGACGUUGUAGAUGCUGCUUGGCAGGCUUUUUGGAGUACGUUAAAUAAUCAAGUGGGUCCAAAUGGUCAAAAUAAUUCUAAGUGGUGA
This is a messenger RNA of Enterobius vermicularis (human pinworm), 1362 nucleotides long. NCBI's taxonomy places the organism in Eukaryota, Metazoa, Nematoda, Chromadorea, Rhabditida, Oxyuridae. The record is from the annotation of a GenBank genome assembly.